Messenger RNA from Oppiella nova, 442 nucleotides. NCBI's taxonomy places the organism in Eukaryota, Metazoa, Arthropoda, Arachnida, Sarcoptiformes, Oppiidae. The record is from the annotation of a GenBank genome assembly.
CAGAUUUGGACGAAUGGUGUGAGAGAUGGUCGUAAUGUUCAGCGAUUGAGUGAUUGUGUGGAUUGUGUGCCGCAAAUGCAUUGAACGCAUCAUUCAGUGAUUCAGUGAUCCAGUGAUCGGUCUCUAAAUACUCCAUAUAUUUGUUGUCCAGUUGUAAGCAUUGAUUGCAUUGACUGCACGACCACUACAUCCUAACAAAAUGUCUUCGGGCGAUAAGAAGGCGGUGGUGAAGAACGCGGACAUGUCAGAGGAGAUGCAGGACGACGCCGUCAACACUGCCCUCCAGGCGCUCGACAAGUAUAAUAUCGAGAAAGAUAUCGCCGCGUAUAUCAAGAAGGAGUUCGACAAGAAGUAUAACCCCACCUGGCAUUGCAUAGUUGGCCGCAACUUUGGCUCAUAUGUCACCCACGAGACCAAACACUUCAUCUACUUCUACUUGGGA